GCCAGGUGUGUCGUCUCACCAUCGCCUAAGUAGGGGGUGCUUGUCGGUGAAGCAUUUUUGCCAAAAUUACCACUGCCAUGCGCUGGCCUCAAAGGCAGUUUUGCGUAAUUGACAGAAAGGUGUAGGGAGGCGAAUUACUCUAGGCAGUUCAUCAUUGGGGCCUACAUAUCACUCGGCAGAUCUUAUCGCAAUGCUCUCAGGAGCGCGGACAUUCUGCGAGAUCGAAGGUCUCAGAAUUUCGUAGACAUACGUAUGCCGCGUAUAGUUUGCCAAUACAUUAAACACGUUUAGUACACCUCGCCGGCGACAUUAUGAACAGCGUUAUACGGUCGAUCGCGGAGGAGCGGCGUAGGCGCUUGGUCGUUGGUCAGCUGCUGACAGAGCAGCGGGACAAUGACACAUUGAAGACGAAGGAAGCGCGGAAGCAAGAAGUCUCGGAUACCAGCAGCAGCAACCCAGGUUCCAGCACCUCCGCCGCCCCUCUUCCUCCCAGCCGCUCCCAGCAGCUGGCUCUGGCCAGCCUGCACCGGUUGCACCCCACCGCCACGUUCCUCGCCACGCGGGGGCGCGGACGCGGCAGGGGAGGUGCGGGCGGACCCGCCAGGAGGUGGAGCAAGUACCUGCCGGGUAGGGGCGAGCCCCGAGAGCAGGCCGGCGCUGACACCGCAGCUAUAGAUCAGCAUGAAAGCCCAAAGACUCAGGUUCAGGGUGACGUCGGUGGAGAACCCGGCACUUCCGAACACAGCACACGGGACUCUGUCGUUGCCCCUUUGUCACAGGACCCCCAGUUGCAGGCUCCUUCAGCGCCCGCGCAAGCUGCGACUACUGACCUGCCACAGCCCCAGUCCGAUGCCUCGGACCCUGAGCAAGAAGCCGAUCUUGCUGCCGAACUUGCCAAGGUGCUCCGCCAGCUCAACCAAACGGCAGAUGACAUCCAACGCAUUCGGCCGCUUCUAAACCCACCGGCGGACAGCGGCAGCAGCACCCCAGUCAACACUGGCAACAGCGCCGCUGCUGCUGCAUCAGGGCGGACGGGCGUCAGCACCUCCGCGCCCGUACCUCCGGACUCGGAUGAUGAGGAGAAGCAGCUGCGUGACAUCUACCAAUUGCUUGGACGUUGCUACGACAGGUUGGACCGCAUGGAUCCCCUAGUCCUUCUGAAGGCGUCGGCUCAACAUGACGAGAGGAGGGUUACAGAAGUGCUUACGAAGGCACAACAGCAUCAUACUCGAAUCGGUUAUACGUUAGUGCAGCACUCGGCGCUGACUAACACAAUGGACGAUGUGCUGUUUAAGGAGGCGCCUGCAUUGUCUGUGGUGUAUGCGUGGAGCGUGUGGAACAAGAGCAGGCAUGAGGACGAGCGGCGGCAGGGAGGUGCGGCGGCAGAGGUCCGGCACGCUGCUGGGGGCGGUUUAAGCACAUGCAGCACCGCGGAUGCUAUAGUUAUGGUGCGCGAGCUGGCUGCGCACAUCUCUCCGAGGUAUCGAAUGCAGUGGUUACGGCUACUGGGAACGUUGGUGCGCCAACGUUUUAAUACAGAGCUGGUGGCGGGAAGGGCGAUGUGCGGCCUCAUGCUCUACUGGAUGGCCAACGAGUGGAGACAUCCGCUCGACUUGGAGCCCUUGACCUGCGCCGCCAUGUGUGCUUGCUACGUGACUCUGCAGCGUUCAAGCAGCUUCCCCAUUUCGCCAAUCCACCUGUACGACAACCUCGCUGCUGGCCCCCUGGUGUUAGAUCCUUUCUUGCCUCCGGAGGAGCCCCCUCCCAAGCUCUCUCGGAAGCACCUUUUGAACGCCGUUGAGAUGUUCACCGUGCGGCCUGACGUGUGCGACAUGUGGAGCGAGCUGGUGUGGGAUUGGCACCACCGCCAGCCAUCUCAGAGAAUGGACAUGUGCUUGCGGUUGGCUCUGGCACAGUGUUCGGAUGGACUGACACUGCAGCAGGAGCGACUGCGGCAUCAGCAGGAGCGACAUCAGCGUGCGCAGGGAGAACCCGCCGGGGCCCCCUCUCGCCCCGCAUCCAUGCAGCCAAGCACUGGCCAGCAGGCAGAUGCGGGGCGAGGCAGGGUCCAGGGGCAGCAGCCGGGUGCAGGCCAGGCUUUGGGCAGCAGCGCCGAUGUUUUGAAGGGAGACGGGCUAAGUGACCUCGGCAUGAGGCGUUUGGAAUCGUUGUUGCAAGCGCUGUUGCGACUGCAGGCAUUGCAACCGAGGUCCUCUGAGCCUCCCUCCGCCAGUGCUGUUGACCAUCCUCACUUGAACAUAGAUGCGAUGUCCAGUCGUAGCGCCCCUGCAUUGAUGGCAUGCAUGGAGGCUUGUAGUAUGAAAGACCUCGUCUUCCAGCUGGAAUUCUCCGACCAGGGGACGGCAAGUGGUGAGGCGUCAGCGGCGGCGCAACCAGCAUCUUCUGCCUCCUCGGCAGCGGCGGCGGUAGCGUCCGUCCAAGCGAAUUACACGGAUGCGGCGCUGCAUGGCAAGAGCGUACUAAAGAUGGUGGUGCAUCACAGCGCCACCAUUCCCAAGAAUCGCCCACCAGGGUACAAGUGGAGCCAGAUCACGAGCAGCAUCGUCACCAUGAACGCAACCAGCAACUUCCCGCAGCAGGUCAAGCUGGUUCGGGAGGCGCUGGUGAAGCGGCGGCUGAGGUUCAUGUGGCUGCAGGGCCGCGGUGUGGAGGGCAUCUGGCGGGCACUGGUGACCAUUGCACAGAUCCGCCAGGAGAUGCUGCAGACUGGCAGGGAUCUGUGCGCCUGCCACUGUGACGUGAUUGACUUUGGCGACGGCGACCGCAGGGGACGCAAUGACGUCAAAAGUUACAAGUACACUCCAAAGGAACUCUCCAUGGGCGCGGAUGUCAUCAAGCUAGAAACGUUGAUAUCCAACGAUUUGCUGAAGCAGACGGCGGG
This is a messenger RNA of Astrephomene gubernaculifera, 2902 nucleotides long. The record is from the annotation of a GenBank genome assembly. NCBI's taxonomy places the organism in Eukaryota, Viridiplantae, Chlorophyta, Chlorophyceae, Chlamydomonadales, Astrephomenaceae.